This is a messenger RNA of Plectropomus leopardus (leopard coralgrouper), 2476 nucleotides long. RefSeq names its product poly(A) binding protein interacting protein 1 (gene paip1). Lineage: Eukaryota; Metazoa; Chordata; Actinopteri; Perciformes; Serranidae. Gene Ontology annotation, molecular function: RNA binding; translation activator activity; protein binding. The record is from RefSeq and is a predicted model, not a curated record. Gene Ontology annotation, biological process: regulation of translational initiation.
AGUUGUGUAUACUGUGAUACUACCCGACAGAGACGAAACGCACCAUGAAAGAGAGAUAGGGUGUGUUUUGUUGUGAUAAAAACCAAAGCGAUCGCUUCUGCGCAAAACAAAACGUAGUAAACAUAAUUUCUUCGUCUGAUGCUGCUUUGAGAAUCCAGUUCAUCAUGAACGAGAGUUUCGACCGAGCUCCCGGAGCGGGGAGAAGCCGAAAUCUCCCCACAGAGCCCGGGCUAGCGGAUAGCGGGGACGGUGACACCAAAAGCUCGCUUUUCAACCAAAGGGAGCCGUUGAGACAGCCGCGAACAUCCCCGCCUUUUGGCGAGAACAACAUCAGCACGGCCAACAACAUGGCUGGUGGAGACUUUAAAAGACAGAGCAAACCCCAACAAAGUGCAAAUGCCAACAGUACGUCUGCCUCCGUAGGUCUUCAUGAAGUGGAUUCCUUGGUCAAGUCAUCAAAGCUUUCAGCCAGUGCCCCUGAGUUUAUCCCCUCUGGAUUUAACUCGUAUGAAGAUCCCUCUUUUUAUGAUGACAACGAAAGCUAUUACAGUGAACCAACCUUGGCUGAGACAGUCACAGACUUCCUCGGACACCUGAGCUCCUCACCAGGGUCCUUCGAGUCCGACGUCGAACACAUAACUGGCAUGCUCAAUUCCUGGGUUACUACUGAGGAGCUGUUGAACGAGCUGGUGGAACUGAUCUACACGCAGUCUACUGCCAUUCCAAACUUCUCUUACACGGGUGCACGGCUCUGUAACUACCUGUCCCAUCACCUCACUGUCAGCCCACCAAGUGGCAACUUUCGUCAGCUGCUCCUGCAAAGAUGUCGGAUAGAGUUUGAGCAGAGGGAUGCGGCUGUUAAAGGAGACCCUGAGACUCAGAAGAAAUUCCACUCCUUUGUGCUCUUUCUGGGAGAGCUCUAUCUGAACCUGGAGAUAAAGAGAGGGAAAGGACCUCCAAGUCGAGCUGAUAUCCUCCUAAAUGCUCUGAAGGACCUGAUGAACAGCCUGUUUUCUAAUCCUGUGGAUGCAAAUCUCAUCUGUGCUGUCAAACUGCUUAAGUUAACAGGCUCUGUCCUGGAUGACGCCUGGAAGGAGAGUGGAAAACCACACAUGGAAGAACUGAUCCAAAGAAUAGAAACUAUUCUACUGGAUGCCACCUGCAGCAGGGAUGUCAGACAGAUGCUUCUGAAACUAGUAGAGUUGAGAUCUAGCGACUGGGGUAGAGUCCGUGCUGCCGCGGCAGCCAGCAACGCCACACCAGACAACGACCCUAACUACUUCAUGAAUGAACCUACAUUCUAUACAGAAGACGGUACUCCUUUCACAGCAGCAGACCCAGAAUAUGCUGAAAAAUACCAAGAGAUCCUGGACAGGCAGGACUAUUUCCACGAUAUUGAUGGAGAAAAUGGAAAUGACAUAUACGACUCUGAAGAUGAGAUGGAGCCAGAAAUAGAAGAAGCUUUUGAGAAUUUUUGUUUAGAAUCAGAGAGGAAACGACAACAAUGACGUGACAAUGAGAAUCUGUGAAACACAACAGGCACAUACUGUACUUUUCGAGUUGCUGAAAUGUUGAAAGGAGAGGGAAGCUAGCAUCAGAGAGGGUCAAACUUUUAUUUUACUGCAAACAAGCAAAAUAACAAAAAGAGCUGUUCAUAGUUGCACUCCAGACACUUUUUUCCAAUCAGUGUUGAUUAGUUAAUGGGGACAAUCAACAGGGUUUGUUGUUCAAAAUAUUUAGUUAUUACAUUUUUUUUUUGACAUGACAGUUCUCUCUUUGUUGUUUUAAAUUCUUUCAGAACUUAUUUCCUUUACGCCUAAACUAAAUGCCAAGAGGGAAAUAGUGUGCUGUGGAUUUUUUUUAGCUCUUUUCUGAAAGACAGAUUUUAUCAGACGUGUGCAUAAUUUGUGAAAUACUAAUUAAUGCCCCAUUCAUAAAGUGCAGGCCAAAAAACUCAGAUCAUUAUCAGAGAUGUCAUCUUUAUGUAAAAUGCACUGUAGGAGGGUACGGUGGUGGCUUUACUAAAUAUACAUUUCAUAUACAGCCUUCAUCUUGACUUUGGGGAAAUAGUCUCUUGUCAGGUUGCCAAUAUCAAACACUGUAGUCGAGGCUUUUCAUGUGUUAAUCUGGCUGCAGGGAAUUUAAAUGGUCGGGAACUCCGUGAAAGGCUGUGCAGUUUGAAAAAUGUGAAUAAGUGAAUAUAGACCAAACUAAAGUACAAUAGUCAUAUUUUGAAAAUGCAGUGCAUCUAAAUUCAGUUUGUUUCCUGAAUGUAGCUUUAAAUAUCUACACAUCUCGCAGUUUGCAGCAGUCAGGGCGACGUAAUGCAACUGCAGCAAAGGAUUCAUAGUUACCCCAAGACUGAGAGACUGUUUACCAGCAAUCCAUGGAGCCCACGAAAAGGAAUGUUGUUUUAUAGUUUGUAAAUAUUAUUUAUGGUAUUGUUUGCCUGCAAUAAAUUCUUUAUAAUGUGAAA